CCAUAUCCUCUGCUUUAGCUCCUCUCUGAAAUGCUCCGGGCGCCGGCCGUGCUGUGCGUGUGCGCGGCCGCCUGGUGCGCGCAGGCUCUGGCGGCGGCCGCGGGCCGGCCGGACGGCGGCAAUUUUCUGGACGACAAACAAUGGCUCAGCACGGUGUCCCAGUACGACCGGGAGGCCGGACAGUGGAACCGAUUCCGAGACGAUGAUUAUUUCCGCACUUGGAGUCCAGGAAAGGCCUUCGAUGGGGCUCUAGACCCAACUAAAGACCCGUGCUUAAGGCUGAAAUGUAGUCGCCAUGAAGUGUGCAUUAUUCAAGGUUCUCAGACCGCAGUCUGCGUUGGUCAGCGGAGGCUCACGCACAGCAUGAAAGGUGCAGGAGCUGGGCGGAAGCAGUGGAGGGGCCCCCCGACAUCCACCUGCCAGCCGUGCUCGGGGGUCUCUACCAGCCCCGUCUGCGGUUCAGAUGGACACGCCUACUCUUCUCAGUGCAAACUACAAUACCAGGCCUGCAUCUUAGGAAAACAGAUCUCAGUCAAGUGUGAAGGGCAUUGCCCGUGUCCUUCAGAUACGACCACGGGCUCAAGCAGGAGUAAGAAGAGAGCCUGCAGUGACCUGGAGCUCAGGGAGAUGGCCAGCAGACUGCGGGACUGGUUCAAGGCCCUGCAUGAGAGUGGAGGCCAGAACAAGAAGACGAAAGCAUCGCUGCGGCCGGAGAGAAGCAGAUUUGAUACCAGUAUUUUGCCAAUUUGCAAGGAUUCACUUGGCUGGAUGUUUAACAGACUUGAUACAAACUACGACCUGCUCCUGGACCAGUCGGAGCUUGGGAGCAUUUACCUGGACAAGAACGAGCGGUGCGCGGAGGCCUUCUUCAGCUCCUGUGACACAUACAAGGACAGCUCCAUCUCCAACAACGAGUGGUGCUACUGCUUUCAGAGGCAACAAGACCCACCUUGCCAGACGGAGCUUGGCAGUAUUCAGAAGCGGCUCGGGGUGAAGAAGCUCCUUGGACAGUACGUCCCCCAGUGUGACGCAGAUGGUUACUACAAGCCGACGCAGUGCCACGGCAGCGCUGGGCAGUGCUGGUGUGUGGACCGAUACGGAAGGGAAGUCGUGGGGUCCAGGAGGCGUGGUGCAGCGGACUGUGCUAUUGAUUUUGAGAUCUCUGGAGAUUUUGCAAGUGGAGAUUUCCGUGAGUGGGCUGCUGAUGACGAUGAAGAUGACAUUAUGAACGAUGAAGAUGAAAUUGAAGAUGAUGAUGAGGAUGAAGGGGAUGAUGAUGAUGGUGGUGACCAGGAUGGAUACAUCUGA
This is a messenger RNA of Mesoplodon densirostris (Blainville's beaked whale), 1308 nucleotides long. It is a transcript of the gene SPOCK3, whose product is annotated as SPARC (osteonectin), cwcv and kazal like domains proteoglycan 3. The transcript is spliced from 11 exons. The coding region runs from base 31 to 1308 and encodes 425 amino acids. The record is from RefSeq and is a predicted model, not a curated record. Gene Ontology annotation, molecular function: calcium ion binding; protein binding. Lineage: Eukaryota; Metazoa; Chordata; Mammalia; Artiodactyla; Ziphiidae.